Molecule: messenger RNA, 2345 nt
Organism: Colletotrichum scovillei
Lineage: Eukaryota; Fungi; Ascomycota; Sordariomycetes; Glomerellales; Glomerellaceae
Exons: 4
Coding region: 504-1559 (351 amino acids)
Biological process (GO): Golgi organization; Golgi to plasma membrane protein transport; Golgi vesicle budding
Cellular component (GO): trans-Golgi network; cytosol; Golgi cisterna
Molecular function (GO): phosphatidylinositol-4-phosphate binding
Source: RefSeq, a predicted model, not a curated record
CUUAGCCAACCAAGCAGGCCUUCGAGGAGAUACAAGCAAAGGGCACACGACAGAAGCGUCAGAUUUCUCCUUCGGCACAUUGCUUCAAAUCAACAGCUUGCUUCCAUCGGCAGGAUUGGAUUGAUUCUCGCCAUCUCUAGCCACCAUCACAAAAGGGCGUCCCCAAACUCCUGACACAUAACCCACAAGGCCCAUUUCAGCCCGCGCAGCAGCUGUCAGCUCCCUGGCCCGAUCGCCGAGAUAGGGAGAGAAAGAAAGCGCCUCGACAUCACGACCGAGCGCCCGCAGCCUUACGACCUGCAAGUAACUUUCCAACACUUUGCUGGCACGUCCUUCAUCGCCUUGCUAUCCGGCGACGACCUGCGCGACCUGCGACGAGUCUUUAGCGUCUCAUCUGCGACCAUUGCUUGACCGGGCCCGAAUCUCAGGAUAAUCCCCGAGCCAGCCCUACCUCCCUUUCCCUUUAACGAUAUACCCACGACACCAUCUCGACAUCAGACACAAUGUCAGCAGCGGCAGGAGGUCUUACCCGACGCCGUGGAGGCGGAGGUGCCGCGGCCGGUGAUGGUGAGGCCAGCAAUGGCGCCAGCCGGACCAACUCAACGCCCAACAUCAAGGAUAGCGCCCCCGAGACGAGCUACGAGAGCGGCGAGAACGGCCACAAGAUCGCCUUCGACCCCCGCGAUAUCAGCGAGAGCGCCGAGCGCAGCAAACAACCCAAGCUGACGUUGAUGGAGGAGGUUCUGCUCCUCGGUCUCAAGGACAAGCAGGGCUACCUGUCAUUCUGGAACGACAACAUCUCAUAUGCUCUGAGAGGAUGCAUCGUCAUCGAACUCGCAUUCCGCGGUCGCAUCAGCAUGCAGAAGGAUGCCUCGAGAAGACGCUUCCCCCUCGCGGACCGCGUCAUUGAGGUUAUCGACGACACCCUGACAGGCGAGGUCUUGCUCGAUGAGGCAUUGAAGAUGAUGAAGCAGAGCGAGAAGAUGAGUGUCAGCUCUUGGAUCGAUUUGAUGAGCGGAGAGACCUGGAACCUGAUGAAGAUCGGAUACCAAUUAAAGCAGGUUCGCGAGCGCCUGGCCAAGGGUCUAGUCGACAAGGGCAUCCUCCGUACCGAGAAGCGCAACUUCCUGCUGUUCGAUAUGGCCACUCACCCCGUCGCCGACGGAGGUGCCAAGGAGGAGAUUCGCCGCCGCGUCCGCAACGUUUUGACCCAGCGUACUGUCGUCCUCCCCGCAUCUCAGUUCCUGCCCGAGAACCUCGAAUUCCGUUACGUCCGUACUCUGGCCAUGGUGUGCGCCGCCUACGCUGCCAACGUGCUCGAGAACGCCCUAAGCACCCUCGGCCACGAGGCCCGCGAGCGCGCCUUUGCCCAGACAGACGAGCUUCUCGCCGACUACAGCCAAUGGCCUUUUGGAAAGAAGGCUACCGGCAACGGUAUCGGUGCCAACCUGCCUCAAGUCAUCGCAGAUGAAAUCAGCAAGGGCAAGGAUAAGGAGCUGCAACUCGAAGUUGUGGCUGCCUGUCUUAGUGUCUUCACCCGUCUCGAUUCCCUCUUGUAAACCUAAUCGACCUCGACAUCCUCGAAACCGAUUAUUCCGCUGCCUCGACUUUGUACAGGGCAGAGAGCACUGAGCGAGUUUCAGGAACACGACUCCCCCAUUUCUCAAUCCCAUUCAUAACCUAGACACAUCGAAACGCCCCGGCAUUGAGCUCUCCCGACCUUCACCAAAUUCGAACCCUCACGAGAAAUGAUAAAAUAAAGCAACAGGGGAAAGCGACUUUCUUAUGCUCCCCAUUAAACCAAAAAAUGUGCAGCAUAUAAGGUGGCCGUAGGGGAGCAGGAUAUUGGGUUCGCAAACUUGGGGGCAAAAUAUCAUGAAAGGGCGCUAUAUCCUUCUUUUUGCCUCAUAGGGGAGGAUUCGGUUUCCAGCAAGGGAAAAAAUGAAGGAUGAUGGGACGGCGAAAAAUACACACGCGUGUAGUUGGUUGGGUUUCAACUACUUUUUUCUACCGUAAGCGAUCGUUUUAAUGCAGAACACACUCAGUCCACGUCCCGAGAAACGAGAGCGAAGAGGGAAAAUGAGUGUGAGAGAUAUCAGUUUGAAAGAUCUUCGUGGGCUUGUUCUACCGUCUCCUUGCCUUGCGUUGUUGAUCUAGCUGAGAUGUGCAUGAUAUGGCCAUACAUCAUAUAUCCGGCCAGCGUUGGUGAGAGCUUGAAUCGAAGUCUUCCUUCCCUAUCAGGCGUACCAACGUCGUGGCGAUAGCAUCGGCAACACUCACUAUCCUCUGCACUGAUAUACGGUAGCGGAAGUUCACGAAGCGAUGGUAGACAAUCAUGACAUGGC